GAUAUUUUAGUGGCGUGGUCCAAUUGGGGCAAUCGUCGGAUCGGAAUGUCAACUGUGUAGAAAUGUUGUGGUUUUUGUGUAAACUGGAAAGAAGAAACAAGUGUCCUUAAUAAUUGAUUUAGCUUCAAUGGAACGAGAGCUACUGGCACCAAAUGUACGACUAAUGUGAUGAUGCUGCCAGUACAUGAAGUGAAUAAGCAGUUUAGCAUGUGGCAGAAGACCAAGUUUGAAAAGUGACGUCAUUUAUUCAUCAUUAUCACUCCAUCAACAACCCGGACCGGACCGAACGGCGCGCCGCAGCGAUAGACGGGUGCUAUUUUGGUGUUACUUUUACGAGGUGCCUUUACACUUCUAGCAGUCGCUCGUCAUUGCUAGGUCCAUCAAAGGAAUGCAUUAUACAUGAGAGUAAAUAGUAAAUUGAGCCACACAAUGGUCAUAUUCCUAUAUCUAAUACUAGUUCUCGCGUGGGCCCUGCUAAUUAUCAUACUGAAGUGUAAAAAGGCUCGCGCCAAACGACUCGCCGAACUUCAGGAAGCCGCCCAAUCGGUGCACGUGGUUCAGAUUGGCUCCAACCUUUACGACAUCAUGUCGAUUCAGCACCAUCAUCAUCACCGGGCGCCAUACGGAACGGUCUACGACUGUCUGGGGACGGGCGAGGUCUGCGGCCAGACGCACCGAUCCGGCACAACCACCGUCACACACUCGAAUGCCGCCUUCAUCGGCGACGACGGCAGUAUCUACCCGGGCAGCAACAUUCCACCUUUGGAACCGCCGCCAUCAUAUGACGAGGUGAUAAGACUGCCGGCUCACUACCCCAAGGUGGAAACGUUCGUCCCGGAGAUGGUCGUUCCACCUUCGUCGUCUGCACCCUCUGCGCCGCAUAUUGACGAUCGCAGCAACGGAGGAAGUGCUGUCGGUGCGGUGGGGCCUGCUACCAUCUCCGGUAUGGUUGACCCAAACGGCACCGGACGGAAUAAGACUAUCUCAACAGUGACGAAUGCCUAACUAGUCCUGUCUACGACUGGAGCAAAGCUUUUUUGUAGUAGAUAAAUUGUUUUGUUUUAGGAAUGAUACAUUCACUUAAACUAGUUGUAAUAUCAUCAUUAAUUUAAGGAUUUAAUAGCUGACUACCGUGCAAUAAAUUGAAUAAUUCAUGAUUUGAAUCAAA
Armigeres subalbatus is the source of this 1168-nucleotide messenger RNA. RefSeq lists its product as uncharacterized. Bases 400 to 1005 code for a protein of 201 amino acids. The record is from RefSeq and is a predicted model, not a curated record. Lineage: Eukaryota; Metazoa; Arthropoda; Insecta; Diptera; Culicidae. The transcript is spliced from 3 exons.